Meloidogyne enterolobii is the source of this 198-nucleotide messenger RNA. The record is from the annotation of a GenBank genome assembly. Lineage: Eukaryota; Metazoa; Nematoda; Chromadorea; Rhabditida; Meloidogynidae.
AUGUUUAGCGCUGUGAGGGAUGGCUAUUAUUUAUUUGUCAGAAAGCUGCGUAGAAGCAAUUUCUCUCUAGGCCAAAAUGGCUGUGUUAUUGCUAAAUCAUCCUCAAAAAAUGAAAAACAAAUUAAUUAUUGUGAUAAAAGUGCGAAAGAAGAAUUUAAGAAUUGUGGGGGGAGACAAAGUGUUUCUUUGGAAAUUUAA